This is a messenger RNA of Plectropomus leopardus (leopard coralgrouper), 3056 nucleotides long. It is a transcript of the gene ccdc125, whose product is annotated as coiled-coil domain containing 125. Gene Ontology annotation, biological process: negative regulation of cell motility; negative regulation of Rho protein signal transduction. NCBI's taxonomy places the organism in Eukaryota, Metazoa, Chordata, Actinopteri, Perciformes, Serranidae. Gene Ontology annotation, cellular component: cytoplasm. The record is from RefSeq and is a predicted model, not a curated record.
UCAUAUGUUGAACCUUUUCAGGCUCUCACUUCGUAGCUAACUCUAAAAUAAAACGUUAGUAAACGUUCUUUCUGUCUGCGUGUCGCUGGAGGCUGUUAAACACCGAGGAGUUAAACGUUUACUGCGUCAAAGUUUCAGAUGCAUGAGGUCAGUGAGGUCCACAGCCUGGAUGAUGACAUGGUGGAUGGGGACCUGGGUGACGGGAUGCGAGUCAGAGCAGCGGCCACCUCCCCACGGCUGAAGAGCCAAAGCUUUGCUGGUCUCACAGAGACCCUGCUGUCCAGAACGGAGCUGCUCAGGAACUUCAGUCACGCAGGAGAGGCAGCCUGGAUCCCUGGACUGAAGACACAGCCGAGAGCCCGCUGGAAGCUGCCGCGCUCCAGCUCCCUUGGUGACCUGUCCAAAGACGAGCUUAAAGACAAACUACAGGAAGCAACUCAGGUGAUAGACGCGUUAUGCUGUGAGCUGGAGGUGGCACAGCGGUACCUCGAAGGCAAAUAUGAGGCUCUAAAGAUCUUACAGGGGAAGGCCAUUCUGGACAAAGCCACGAGUCACACCAGGAGUCUGCUGCAGAAGAGUGAGGCAAGGGCCAAAGCUCUGGAGAAGGAGGUGAACAGCCUGCAGUGGGAGCUCAGCUUCAGUCAGGUCCAGAUGAAGAAGUCUCAGCAGUCCUGGGAGCAGAAAUACAACAGGAUGUUGAGUGAGAACAAGACUCUGACUGACAGCCUGGAGGAAAGAGAGAGGGAGGUCCAACAGCUGCGAGCAGAAAACUCCGCUCGGAGUCGGCAGUGCUUAGAGCUCCUCUCUAUGUUGAGUGUGAAGGAGCAGAGAGCUUACCAGGGAACCAAACCUCAGUACAGCCCAGAGAGAGACGCAAGUGUUCUGGAGCUGGCAGUGUUGGGCGCCUGCAGGUGUCCUGGUGUUGCUGAAGCCUGUCCAUGCAGUCGCACUGCUGCUGCCAGCAGGAAGCAGCUCAUUCAGCUGCAACAAGAGCUGGAUGCUCAGCGUGUGAGGAGAGAGGAGGCGCUGAUGGUUGCAGAUGCUUUCCGUAUCGCCUUUGAACAGCAGCUGAGGAAACGCAGUGAGCACUUCCUGCUGUUGGCUGAAGCCAACAUCCUGAAAUCCCAGCACUGCAAGGCUGAAGGUGCUAACAGGAGUCCUUUAAUCAAUGUAAGCCAGAAGUUGAGGGGACUGCUGCCUUCCAAGAUGCCUGAUGAUCUUUUAGAGACUCUCUACAGACUGCUGGACUUGCUGAAUGAUAAGGAGGAGGCCCUGGCCCACCAGAGGAAGGUCAGCAUCAUGUUAGCCCACAAUGCAGAGGAGCUGCAGAAACAGUUGCAUCUGGAUUCAAAUUGCUGCCCAUCAGAUCCAUCAGAGACCCCAAGUCAGUCGCAAAAAACAUCUGACACAUCGGAGUCGAAAAUACAACCGAAAGUCUCAUCAGAGUCCAACAUCCAAACACAGCUACAACAAGAGCUGCCAGAUUCCCCACUUCAGCCAGAACCACCAUCAGAGUCCAGGACUGAACCUCAGGAGCUGAGAGACACAUCACAGUCCAACAUCCAGCCCCUGUCCAACCACGAGAACCACGUGUCUGGAAUCCAAAUAUCAGACCAACCAGAGUCCUAAUCCUCCAACAGGACUGCUCAGACUCCAUGCAAUCAGGGUUGAGGACUUUGUAAGACUUUGAUGGAUCGUCUGUGACGUCCCACAGGAAUUGUGUCUGAAGGAACAGUAUGAAGGCAGAUGAUUUGGCCUGACUGCUCACUGCUGUUCCAGCAGCUUCUGGACUUGAAACACCCAACUGUUGUCCUCAGAGAGGACGACUAGCUGAACUGCGGCUGUGACAUCCAGCCCCAAACACACCGUUUCUACAUCACACCAACGCUUUUUACUACUAGAUUUAAAUCUGGAAAAGCAUACGAAGAAACAAGCAUAGAUGAAUGUCUGUUAUCAUUUUCCCAAACCUUGUGAACAACCUCUCAGGUGUUACUGCAACAUGUUCUCACUCCUAACUCGUCACAUGGUGCCGCUCUGUCAGUGACCCUUUACAUCUACCUGCGACGUUUUGGGUAUCCUUCUGCGUCAGCUGAUUAUGCACCAGGAUGCAGUUACAAUGAUGUCAACAAAUGUGUGUGUGGUGGAAUAAAGCAGCAUGGUUUGGUUUAGGCAAAAGAGGCACAUGUUAAGGUGUAGAUAAAGAAACGCUCACAUCCACACAAGGAGGCCAUCAGGCUGUAGAAGGAGGCCUUUCUGGCUCUAAUGGCCCAGGGGUCUUCUGAAGCAGCAGACAGGUAAUGGUUGGCCAGAAUGGCUGCAGCUGAGGCGGUCGCCAAAACUAAAACUCAGGUGUGGGAGGAGUUUAGGGAGGCCAUGGAGGAGGACUUUCGGUCGGCCUCAAAGAAGUUCUGGCAAAAUGUGAGACGUCUCCAGAAGGGGAAGCAGGGCUUGUUUCAGGGUGUGUUCAGCAUGGGAGGCGAACUGCUGACCUGGACUGGGGAUUUUGUUGAGUGGUGGAAGGAACACUUUGAGGAACUCCCGAACCCUAUUGUCACGUCUUUCGUGGAGGAGGCAGGGUCUUAAGACUUGGGGGAUUCUUCAUCCAUAGCUCUGUCAGAGGUCGCUGAGGUAGUCAAAAUGCUUCUUGGCGGCAGGGCACCAGGUGUGGAUGAGAUUCGCCCUGAGAUGCUGAAGGCUCUGGACAUUGUUGGGCUGACUUGGCUGACACGCCUUUUCAUUGUCGGGUGGAGGUCAGGUACAAGGCCUGUGGAGUAGCAGACCGGGGUGGUGGCUCCCAUUUUUAAAAAAGGGGAAUGGAAAGUGAAAGCCUUGGAGUCCCUCAGCACGGGCUGGAAACGUUGCUGGGGAGAGGGACGUCUGGAAUGUUCUGCUCCACCUGUUGCCCCUGCAAUCCGGCCCCAGAUAAGCGGAAGAAAAUGGAUGGAUGGAUGGGCGUCCGCACAGGAAGUAAACUCUGGUGUCCUGCAUGAAAGUCCUUCAGCAUUUCAUGCAUAGUCAUGCAUUCUCAUCUGACACUGUCCAAAGGUGGCUUUUGG